AUUAAUUCGCUUUUCGAGAUUCUGUUAUGCGAACUAUCGCAUAAACUCGAAUCGUAUUGCUCGACAGGUCGAGAGGUGCCGAAUCAAAUCGAAUUUCGAAUGUGUUGACAGUUGAUGUAAGUUUUUUGUUUUGAAGUGAAAAGUGAAAUAAUAAUAUAACCUCAAUAUAUAUAUUUUCGAGUCUAUUGGUUUAUUUUGUGUUAUUGACUAUUUAAUAAAUGAAAAUAAAUUGAAAUGGCUUCAUUCAAAAUAAAAGAAUGCCAUUGGGAAGUCCUAAUGGCAUAUAUGGAAGAGCACAAAGACUUUGCGAACGGGCGGUUCUUAGGACUCCAGGGGCGGGAAACGCAAAGAAAAAUGUGGUCGACAAUUGCAAACCGGCUGAAUGCACUUGGAUAUGGCGAGAGAUCGGCUGAAAAAUGGCAAAAAACUUGGGCGGAUUUCAAACACAAUUUGAAAAAAAAGGGACAGAUGAUUAAUUCAGACUUGCACGGAACAGGAGGGGGUGGACAUUCCUCUGCACCGUUUAAUAGUUUUGAAUUACGAGCCUUGAACAUUUUUGGUGGCAAAACAUUUUAUGCUGGAGCAGGGAGUACCGAACUUGGUAUUUUAUCACCAAGUAUAUCGCAACCAAAAGCAAACACAACACCAGAGUCACUGGAUGUCAUUGCACUGGAUGAUGACGAUUUGAAGUUUAAAAAGCCAAAUACUUCUGCAGAACCGCAACCUUCACCAUGGAGAAGUUUCAAUAAGACUCUUGCUACCAGAAAGCAAACAACAAGAGUCACAACUGACUAUCAUGACCAUGAUUAUGAGGGAACCCCUCCCACAAAAAAGAAAAAAGAUCAUUCAGAUGAAGCUUACAGAGAAACCAUUGAUAUAUUGAAAGAGAUCAAGGAAACAAUACACCAAGGACUGAGUGAAAUAAAGGAAGUACUGGAUAGCAGGCUCCAACAAAUUGCUGAAGGUGUAAAUUCCGGAAAGUAGUAACGGCAGUAAGGCUAAGUUGGGGUACAUUCAUAUUUUGCUGAUGCAUUAUGGGUGAACCCGAGAAUACUUACCAAGCUUUAUCUUAGGCAUAUCGAUAUCGAUUUUAAAUUUUGGGGAUGUAUAUCAUUCAUAUUGAUGCAGAAUUUCAGCCUUAAAACAAUUAAUUUUCGCUUUUGGUUUGACCGGAAGUGCCAUCAACUUCUUUAUUUCUAAUAGAUCAACCCCUUCAUUACUAUAUUUUUGGAUUCUACGAAAAAUUCUAAUCAUACUUUAUGCAUAAUAUUCUAUACUUAACUUUAUUAAUGGUUCAGGUUGGGUUAUAGGAUAUUAUACACUUAAAUAUGCUUGUAAUUUCUCCUGGAAUCCAAAAAUAUAUUAAAUGAGGUGAUCCAUCCAAAAUAAAGAAGUUGAUGGCACUAUCCAGUCAAUUGUUUUUAUGCUGAAAUUCUGCAUUGACAUCAACAAUAUACAUCCUUGAAAUUCAAACCGAUAUCAGUUUCCAUGCCUAAGAUAGAGCUUGGUAAGUAAUCAGUGGUCACCCAAGUUUGUUUGUAUGUUUUGUCAUAAUAAUGUCUAUGCCUCUUACCUCACUUUACUGCAACUUAUCGAUGGUGAAGGUUCUGGUUCUGCAGAGGUACUUGGCUUCUUAAACUCUUAAUUCUUAUAAUCUUGUUGAGUUAAAUUUAAAAUAGAUUUUUCAGUGUUUGCUAUUAUUAUGUCAAUCUUUUAACAAUGCGUACAGACAAUAAAAAUAAGUCCAAUGAUUCAUACAGUUUUCUGCCUACUAGGUAUCAGAUGAGUUGUACCUUCACAUCAUCAGCGUCUAGUGUUGUGUUUGCUUGUGAUGUGCUUCAAGAAAAGAUUGUUAGAUGAUUUCAAAUUAAAAUUUUUGGAUAAUUGCAAUUAUUAAAUGUGAUCAUUGGACUUUUAGAUUUAGAAUAAUUAUUUUUAAUAGGUAGGUAUUCGCUUUUGUACUUUCUGACUUUGUACAAGAGUGAGAACCUAUAAAUAUAUACAAUACUAAUAAGUUACAACACAAGGAAGUCACCUUACUCAAUUAUUGUCACCAAGUAGGUACAUCACAAGCAAACACAAUACUAGAUAAUCAUGAUGUGAAGGUAUAACUCAUUCGAUAUCUAGUAGGCAGAAAACUGUAUGAAUCAUUGGACUCAUUUUAUUGUCUGUCACAUCUUUACUUUGUUUCUCACAUUAAUAACCAAUUUGAAACUAUUAUUAGGUUUGUUUGUUACUUCAACCCUUAUUUGUGGGUAGUGUUUUUUCAAAUUUAGAAUCAAUAUUUUUGUUACUUACCUACUUACCUUUGCAGUUUGUAGGUGUUUUCGUUAGGUGUUUUGUAUAAAUGACCUAUUUGAAAAUAAAAUUAUGUUUGUUUCUUUAGUCCUUCGUUUGUGAUUAGUAUUAUUUUAAGAAUUUUUUUUUUGUUUUGUUACUUAUCCUUGCACAUUGCAGGAGCGUUGUAUAGAAUAUAUUUUUUAUUUUUUUAUUGUUAUUUUGUCUUAUGAAAUAUAUAAAGAUUUGAGAAAUUGUCCUUUUUUAUUUCAAGUGAACAUUUAUUGUAUAAAAUCUGAAAGCAUCACAGUAUAUAAUGAUAUUACAGUUUCAAUAUAAGUAAUAAUUAAAAUCUAUUUUUUGUAGGUAAGUAGUGGAGAAGAAAAUCUAAAGUCUUGACAUUGAUUCAGUAUUUAUAGUUAACCCAAACACAUCUGUUCAAAUGUUUAUUUGUCACUCAUUUGUAAAACGUCACUUAUCAAGUUAAAACAUAAACAACAAAAAUUGAUUUUUACAUUUACAAGCUACUGACUUGUUAAAAGGACAGGUAAACUGUAAUAGUAUAUUACAAUCUGAGACGGGAAAUAAUCUAUUACUGUCGAGAGAUAUUACAAUUUAUCAAGACACAUAGUGUCGAGAUAAACUAUAUCUUGAGACAGUAAUUAAAUUUUUUGUCGAGCAUAGUAUUACUAUUUUAUUUUUAACCAAAGUUUUUUGCCAAUUCACAUUAGAAAUAAAAUUAUUGAAUGUGAACGUAGUGUCAUGGUAUUUGUUUAAGAGCCAGUAUUAUAAAGCACUGAACCACUGGUUGAAUUUCAACCUUCCCUUGAAUCCUAUCAAUUUGCCCGGAGUCAACCAAAGGUUGAAACUCAACCAUCGAUCGGUUCAGUGUUUAUAAUACUGACCAUAAAUGACAUAAGACAUACUUUCAAAAAACCAUAGCAAUCUUUGAUUGUUUUUUUUUUGAAGACCCGUUAUCUUCUGGCUUAUUCAUUUGUGGAAAAAAAAUAUAUCUUUUACAAAUGAGUAACAAAUAAAUUAUUGUACAUUAUACACCAUGUAGCAGUUUUUACUGGCUUUUAAAGGUGACAAGCUGGACUAAUGGCUCGCUAGUCAUUUCCUUCAAUUGCCAGUGAAAACUGUUUUAUAUACCUGGCUAAGAAUGUAAAAUACUAAUUUUGAUCUACUAUUUUCAAUUACUCACUAAUUAAACAAUGCUGUUACUUAUUUUAAAGAUGUAGUACUAAUGUUUUUAACAUAAACAGCUACACCACAAAUGGGCACUCACACUAGUCACACUUACAUCUAACAUUUAUUGGAAGUAUCUCUGCACAAUAUUAUUUCUUAUGUUGAGAGCUUCAGCAUGAUUAUGAUGACGUGGGAGCUGAAUUUCUUGUGCUGGUAUAUCUUCCAAAUCUGGUAAAAACUCAUAGUCAAAAGGCAUAUUUGCUUCCACACAAAUGUUGUGUAAAACAGCACUGGCUUUGACAAUGUUGCACAUAAAUUGGGGCGAGUAACGUGCAGAUCUUUCUCGUAAAAUGCAUCUGAAACGCAUUUUCCACAGACCAAUGCACCUCUCAACAGCACUUCUUGCUGAUGUGAGAGCACGAUUGUAUCUAAUUUGUGCUUCAUUUUCAGGAGCUCUAAAAGGUGUCAUUAGAUAGGGCUGUAGAGGGUAUCCCGAAUCUCCUAUGAGCCAACUUCUUUCCCUAUUUUCAAAUAUAUUUCUCAUGAAAUUUUGGGCUUGUGAUGCAUUCCAUAUAAAUGCGUCGUGAGUGGCCCCUCCAAAAUUUGCAAACAGACCACGAAUUUUUAAAUUGUGGUCACAAAUAACCUGGACAUUUAGGGAAUGGUAACCUUUCCUAUUGAUGUAUAACUGUUCAUUAAGAGGUGGCUUUAAAAUAGCUAUGUGGGUACCAUCUACCAUGCCUACCACUCCUGGAAAUCCUGAAUGGUGCAUUAUUUCUUCUUUUAUUGAAUUUCUUUCAUUGAGAGUAUUGGGCAUAAAAAUAAAUUGAUCAGCAAUAUUUGCCAAUGCUUCUGUAACUUCAUGAAUACUCCGAUGGACUGAUGUUUGGCUUAAGCCACUAUAAAACUCCUGACCUACACAGCGCUGAUAAGAACCAGUAGCGUAAAAGCGUAAAGCUGUUAAUAUUUUGACCUCGAUACUCACUCCUUUCAGAGACUUUCUGUCUACUAGAUGAGGACGCAAGAUGUCAAAUAGGUUUCUUGUUAAUGCUUUAUUUAACCUAAAUAAUUCCACAAAUCUUUGGUUAGAUAAAGAAAAUGCAUCACUGCGGCUGCGAAGUUCCAUUCUUCGAUGCAUUAGCUUGCGAUUUCUUACUGCAUUUUCGUUUGCAAGAACUCGAUCCCGAACAAUUGGCAACAUUAUAAAUAAACUGUCAAUAAUCAACCGAAAAUCAACAAUUUAAGUCUCCUAACAGUCCCAACUAUUGCUUAGAGGUUUAAGAACAAGUAAUAGUACUGGAAGUAGCAAACCAAUAACACUUGGUAAAUUAAAAUUGCAAUUAAAAAUGCUAUAAGAACAUAAACAAUUUAAAAAGGUUGAAGUUGUUUGGUUUGAGGUUAUUUUCUGUGAAAAAAGUUAAAAAAAC
Ceutorhynchus assimilis (cabbage seed weevil) is the source of this 4892-nucleotide messenger RNA. Lineage: Eukaryota; Metazoa; Arthropoda; Insecta; Coleoptera; Curculionidae. The record is from the annotation of a GenBank genome assembly.